Messenger RNA from Bolinopsis microptera, 2377 nucleotides. RefSeq names its product lipase maturation factor 1-like. NCBI's taxonomy places the organism in Eukaryota, Metazoa, Ctenophora, Tentaculata, Lobata, Bolinopsidae. The transcript has 13 exons. Gene Ontology annotation, cellular component: endoplasmic reticulum membrane. The record is from RefSeq and is a predicted model, not a curated record. Gene Ontology annotation, biological process: protein maturation. The coding region runs from base 2 to 1840 and encodes 612 amino acids.
AAUGGCUACGGAGGUGAAGAAAGAAAAUGAACCAGAGGAAAAAACGCAGGAAUUACGAGGGUUCUGGUUGACUAGAAUUAUUUUCUUACGGUCGCUCGCCUUUAUUUAUUGUGUGGCGUUUUCUGUUUCGCUUUUUCAGAACAAAGCUCUGUUGGGAGCUGAUGGGAUAUUACCAAUUCCUGCUUACAUGCACAGACUUAGAACUCACUUCAAACUCCAGCCCGGACAAACGAGAGUAGACAGUUUUCUAGCAGUUCCGACCUUGUUUUGGUUCAUACCUGAAGAACACAUUGACACAGCAUUACAGCUGAUCAGCAACACAGGGCUAGUGCUCAGUAUAGGAGUGUUCCUGCAAGGAUCUGCCAACAUGUUCAUCAUGGCGGCACUGUGGGGGCUAUACCAUUCCAUUGUUAACGUUGGACAGCAGUGGUACGCUUUUGGUUGGGAGUCUCAGCUGCUGGAGACAGGGUUCCUGGCUAUCUGGUUAGUUCCGGUAUUCAGCAUACAGUUACUUCCUGUCAACACGCCCACUUCCCGCCUGUGUAUCUACGGCUACCGCUGGCUCAUCUUCAGAAUCAUGAUCGGUGCUGGGCUCAUUAAGAUAAGAGGUGACAAAUGCUGGCACGAUCUGACCUGUAUGAACUAUCACUACGAAACACAGCCAGUUCCCAACCCUCUCAGCUGGUUCCUACACCACGCUCCUCCAGAGUGGCAUAAAGUGGAAACUAUGGGUAAUCACAUAAUAGAACUAUUGUUACCAUGGUUAUUGUUAAUACCACAUCGCCAAGUUGCCGCCUUUGCUGGAUCAGCUCAGAUAUUCUUCCAGGUGGUAAUUAUUACAUCAGGAAACUUCUCCUUCUUAAACUGGCUAACGAUGCUGCCUUCAAUCUUCUGUUUCGAUGACGGAUAUUUGCUGCGAUUUUUCUCUAAGACUACACAGAACUAUGUUGCCAUGGCAGAUCGAAUUUCAGUCAAGUGUCAAAACAAACCGGCCCGAUAUCAGCGAGCAGUUCUGAACGGAUCAAUGGGAGUGUUGCUGAUGUUCCUCAGUGUUCCUGUUAUCCAGAACCUACUCUCCUCCAGACAGCAGAUGAACACAUCCUUUGAUUCCUUCCGGCUCGUUAACACUUACGGUGCUUUCGGCAGUAUAACAAAAGAAAGAACGGAGGUUAUUCUAGAAGGUACAUCAGAAGAAUUUAUAACAUCUAGUACUCAGUGGGUGGAGUACGAGUUUAAGUGUAAGCCAGGCUCAGUAGACCGGCGCCCCUGUCUGAUAUCCCCCUACCACUACCGGCUAGACUGGUUGCUGUGGUUCGCUGCGUUCCAACAAUACCACCAGAACCCAUGGUUCAUCAACCUGAUCGCCAAGUUACUCGAGGGUAACUCUGAGGUCCGCAAGCUCAUUGACCACGACCCCUUCACUAAUGCUACAUUACCUACGUACAUCAGAGCGCAACACUACAGAUACCAAUACACUCCCCUACUCACAGAGAAUGCAGCUGUGUGGAACAGAAAAUACCUUAAACCCUACAUGCCUCCUGUCUCUCUAACCCAACUUAAAGAAGUUGGAGGUUUGCCAAGUGUCCCAUCUAAAAUGGAUGUAACUCCAAUUCAUCUGUCUGACGUUAAAAAAGACGUUCAACACGUUUUUGUUUUACUUAAACUGUGGCUUUAUGAGAUAAGGGACUUCUUUUUAAUUAUUGCCAAUAACUUCAAAGAUUCCAGCUUGCGAGAUAUAAAGGUCAAGUUAGAUCAGCAACCUAUAAUUAUUUGUUUUAAGAAUGUAGCUAAAAUUGUCAGUUACCUUGGAGGUCUUUGGCUCGACUCUGUUUUGAUGUGAUAUUGGAUGAAUUGUUUGUGAUUUGAUACACGUCGAUUUUUGUGGGGAGGUGAGUCGUAUUUUUUAGAAGCUGAUUGGUUUAUUGCAGUCACGUGUCAAUGCCUCACGUGUAUAUGCUUCACUGCACCUCCCUGCUAGAAUUCACAGCGAUAUUCUAUAGUAUAUUUAUACGCUAUAAUGACUCUAUCAUGUAUAUAUUGUUUUUAAUCAAGUGUUUUCACUUUUUAAUAUCUAUCUUUUUAAUAUAUUUUCAUAACUUGUACAAUUAUUUAAAUGAAUUUGCUUGUUAAACUUAUAAAGUUUCAUUUAUAAACAAUUAAAUUUACUUGUUUGAAUUAUUAAAAUUUUUAAUAUAGGUACGUUUGUUUUUAAUCGAUAAAGUUGCUUGUUUGAAUUAUCAAAUUUUUAAAGGUGUGUUUUUAUCAAUAAAGUUGCUUGUUUGAAUUAUUGAAUUUUUAAAUAUGUGUUUGUUUUUAAUUAAUAAAGUUGCUUGUUUGACUAAUACAUUUUAUCUUAGUCACUUAAUUAUCCUCGUGU